Molecule: messenger RNA, 3194 nt
Organism: Hydractinia symbiolongicarpus
Lineage: Eukaryota; Metazoa; Cnidaria; Hydrozoa; Anthoathecata; Hydractiniidae
Exons: 21
Coding region: 153-2969 (938 amino acids)
Source: RefSeq, a predicted model, not a curated record
GACUAAGAAUUUAUAUGUCGAACAAAAAAGAUUAAUAAAGUGAUGUAAUUAUGAUUUGAAAGAAUUAAACAGAGUGAAAAUAUGUGUAAAAUUAUUGUACAGAAAUUAAAUUCAAUUUAUUCUGCAUCCCAUACUUCUGCUGAGUUUUCAAGAUGAAGCAUUUCUGCAUACUUGUGUUAAUAAUCUUAAUGCUGAAUGGAUUCAUUGUAGAAGGCUUCAGACACAAGACAAAUAGAAUUAUCAAGAAGCGAUCCAGAGUUUCUCAUGCAAGCACUUCACUCACAAACACAACAAAAUCAGUAGAAGAAUCUACCGCUAAAUUUAACGAUGAUGGCGCCUCACGAGAAACAACAUAUAUACGCAAAAAUUCCACAAAUGAAAAAGCUGAAAAGAAAAAUAAAUUUGAAAAAGUUCAGAGGAAACAAGAACAGAAGGGAAAAGAUAUGAGCGCUAUUGUUGUCAUUGGUAACAAGACACAUAGGAUAUCUGGUCCGGUUGUUAAACAACUGCUAUCCGAACUCCAGCAUCAAAAAGACCCUACAGACAGUGCAAAACAAGCCAAAACAGAUCCAACAGAAGUCGGCUCAUCAGGAGCUAGUAACUUAAAAAGACUUUAUGCAGCCAACGAAGUUGCGGAGAUCAAUAAAUUGCUAGGGAAACCUUUAACAGAUGCAAAAGCGUUAGGUCUUAUAAAGAAUUUACUGUUAGAUAAAGUGCACAACCAUCUUGCGAAAACUAUGGAUAUGGAAACAAUGGAAGUUCUGCAACCACCUUCUAAUCCAGCGCCAUUUGGAAUCAAAGAAGGAGUUCAUGGACAAGUAGAAACUGCGACAGCUUCGAAGAGAAGGCAAGCAUCCAUUUGUCGUGAUUUGGAUCCAAAAGAAAAAUGUCUAUAUCUCAAGGAACUGGGUUUGUGUGCUGAAGGUAAAAAACAUCCAAGGAUUCGACGACGGUGCCAACAGACAUGUGCCAUGUGUGAUGUUUAUUCACCAACUGCGCCACAAUGUAGCGAUUGCAAUAACUGUGCUGGUUGUACAAGCCUACGGAAAUGGCAAAUUGAUAUUCACGUACCUUAUGAAGUUCUACAAGGUAAUGGAAUACCUUGUGGCAAUUGUGUUCCAACAAACCAUCGGCAGUCCCCACUUGUACCGACACCAACCCAACAUCAAACGACUCCAAAUCCAGUUCUUGUGCUGAAUGAUAAUACUCCGAUACCUGGAAAAGCUGCAAACCUUCCCAAUGCAGUACCAACGCUACACGCACAUUUAACAAUAAAUGCUGCUGCCACGAUACAGCCAGUCACGACAGAGGCAUCUCUUUUGCGACCAUCUGCAGAACCAGUUAAUCCAACUGCAUUAAGACCAUCUGGCAUGACAAGACACACUACUAAACAUCUCACUACUCACUUACCAACAGUGGUUCAUCGCACAACUCCUAUGCGUCCAAGUCUUCCUACACGUCGGCCUGUGGUUCCGACCAGACCGAUUACAAACCCUGUACAUCCUAGUAUACCUGUAGUAAAGACUGUACCCACUGCAGCACCAUUGGGACCUAUUGCUAAUGCACAGCCCUCUGUGGAAGUGGUUCCACCUGCUCCUCCAGUGCCUCCUGUUCCUGCAGCAGAGGAUGAAGUUGUAGAAGCAAAUAGACUUCCAGCUAUGCCUCCAGGUUCAGUUGAUCCAGUAUUUGAUGCUGUUGGAAAGUGCCAGCUUCCAUUAGACAUUGGUAUUGCAAUUGAUACUUCUGCAGCUACUGUGCCACAUUGGCAACAAAUUCAACAAUUUACAAGAAAUUUAAUUGACAAAUUUGAAAUGGGAGGAGUAUCUCGUAUUGGAAUAAUUACUUUUGAUACUUUGGCAAAAGUUCCAGUUCACUUAGGAACCUAUAACGAUGCAAAUACUUUAAAACAACAUCUAAAUAAAUUACAAGCAGAUCCAUAUGGUCGCCGAAGAACGGAUUCAGCUUUAGAUGCAGCUAAGGAUAAAUUAUUUGUAUCUGGAAGACCUGGUGUACCAAAGAUUUUAUUUUUGCUAGAACACGGAAGAAUAAAUGGUGGCGAUCCCUCGGUAAACUGGGCUCAAAUGCUAUCAGAACCAGCUCAAAGGUUGCGAGAUAUGGGUGUAAAUGUCUUUGCCGUUGGAGCAACACCGAUAGCCACGUUAGAAGAGCUAAAAACCAUUUCAUCUAGCGAAGAUGACACACAUGCAAUAGGGUUGCCAAAUUAUACGCAUCUUCCAGCAGUUGUUGAACAGCUUGCCGCCAAGGCUUGCCAAUUAGCAGGUACACUUUAUUUUCCAACAAAUAUACCAGCACAACAAACACCACCACCAGUGACGACGCAGCUAAAGAAAAUGGUGACGAAUGCGCGUAUUCCUCUUGGUACACCGCAUUCCCCAACAAAUAUACCAGUACGAUUAACACCAGCACUCGUGACUACACAGCUGAAAAAAAUGGCGACGAAUACACAUGGUCCGUAUGGUUGUCCCGUAAACUAUGCAAAGCUUGGUUGUUAUAACGACGAUCAAAACAACCCUCGUCCAUUACCAGAGCAACUAGUCAAUGACAGAGGUGCAACGUUCCCACAUUACAGUGGGUCACCUAUCAAUUGGGACCACUGGGCAACUUAUCUGCCGAAAUUCGUAUGCCGCUGCGCUAUGUUGGCGAAGAAAAAAGGAUAUAAAAUAUUUGGGAUUCAGUUUUUCGCUGCAUGCUGGUCCGGUCCAGCUUCUGAACAAACGUAUAUGGAGGAUGGUGAAGGUGAUCCAGACAUGUGCAUAUCUACAAGUUCUCGGAAGUGUGAAGCUACAGAUUCUGUUUGCGCGGGCAAACAAGAAACAAACUUUGUGUACUCGUUGGAAGCUGAAGCAAAGAGAAGCAACAUUCCUCGCCAUCCAUAUUAUCAUCACAAGAGACAUUCUCAUAAGAAAAGAGCGCCCAAGAAAUAUAAACCUGCAGUAUAUCUAACCUAGGUAACAUGUUCUGGCAGAGAUUACCAAUGGAAAAUAGGACAAGCUGCUUGCAUUGAUGAACCGUAAGAUUGUGGAAAAUAAGCAGACCACAAAAGAAGGACAUUCAUGAAGAAUAACGGUCUUGGAUUGUACUGCUUGAAAUAAAAACUUGUGGUGAACAAACCUCACCCUAACGAAUAAAACAAUUACUUGUAUAUUUGUUGAUAUCGUCUUAUACUGUGCAUU